AUGUCCCAGGACUGCAGCGAUGAGUGGGAGCUGAGCAAAGAGAAUGUGCAGCCCCUCCGCCAGGGACGCAUCAUGUCCACCUUGCAGGAAGCACUGGCUCAGCAGGAGACCUCCACCCACACCGCCGUUCAGCUCAAAAAACAGGAGUUUGAAUCAGAAAUCCGAUUUUACUCUGGAGAUGAUCCGCUGGAUGUUUGGGACCGGUACAUCAAAUGGACAGAGCAGACCUUCCCCCAAGGUGGAAAGGAGUGUAAUCUCGCAGCAAUAUUGGAAAGGGCAGUGAAAGCACUCAACGAACAGCAGCGAUACUACAAAGAUCCCCGCUAUCUUAAUAUCUGGCUCAAGUUUGGAAAUUAUUGUAACGAGCCCUUGGACCUGUACAGUUAUCUACAUAGCCAGGAAAUUGGCACAACACUGGCACUACUCUACAUCACUUGGGCAGAAGUUCUUGAGGCUAGAGGAAGUUUUAAGAAAGCAGAUGUGAUAUUCCAGGAAGGUCUUCGGCGCAAGGCUGAGCCUUUGGACAAGCUCCAGUCCUAUCACAGGCAGUUCCAGACCCGUGUUUCUCGGCAGACACUACUGGGGCUUGAGGAAACUCCUGAUGAAAAAGAUACGGGUCUUCUGGGAGAUGCAGAACCUCAGAGAACCUCGUUGGCAGAUCUAAAAGGCAGGGGGAAGAAAAAAGUGAAAGCCCCAAUAUUUGAAGUUUACUUUGCGUAAAUCUUUUUGUUUAUAGCCACGAACCAGAACAGAAACUUCCAGACUCUAACUUCUCAGCAGCUUUCAAAUAAUGCGGGUUUUGCUGUGUUUGAUGAAAAUUCAGCGUCUGGACCUGAGAUUCCUGUACUCACACCGCAGCCAUGGACAGCACCUCCCGCUCCGAAGGCCAAGGAGAAUGAACUAAGAGCAGGACCUUGGAACUCUGGCAGGCGGCCUUGCAGCAGUGCAAAUUCUGGUAUAGAAAUGCCCUGCCCACUACCUAAUUUCACCCCGUAUGUGGAGGAAUCAGCUCAGCAACAAGGCAUGACUCCCUGCAAAAUUGAACCCAGCAUAAACCGUGUUUUAAGUACUCGCAAACCUGAGAAAGAGGAGGACCUGCUACAGCGAGUACAAAAUUAUCAGCAGGAUACUCAAGAAAAGAAAGAGAUGGUGAUGUACUGUAAAGAUAAAGUUUAUGCUGGAGUCGAAGAAUUUUCUUUGGAAGAGAUCCGAGCUGCAAUCUACAGAAAGAAAGCAAAGAAGAAAACUGAAGAGGAGAUGCAGGCCAUAGCACAGAAGAAGGAAGAAAUACAAAGGAAAAUUGAGGAGCUGGAGAAGAAAUUAAAGAAGAAAGAAGAUGACAAGCAGCAACAACUGCAUGAACAGCCACCAGAGACAACAGGAGCUUUGCCAUGUUUGGGACUGCACGGCUUUACUUUUUCCAGUGCAACAGAAGUUGGGGAGAAGCAGCCUCAGCUGCAAAGUGAAUUCCAUGUCUCUGAAGAUACUCAGCUACAGAAACCAGCUUGUUCUGAGGAUACACAAAGGGGAAAUGUGUUUUUAGACUCUGAGAAUGAACAGAAGGAACAGAGGGAUGAGGCCAGCCUUGAGAAAAAAGGUGUGGGUCUCCUUCCCCCACCGGAUCCUGCUACGGUUUUCUCCAUAUUUGAUGAAUCCUCUACUUUGGCAGAUCAGAAUAGAAGUUGUUCUGCAGAGCAUAUACAGAAAAGUGCCCGGCGCCCUCUUGCUGUUCGUAAACCUUCAGAUUCUCUAACUGCAAAGGAAAACUUACCGCCAGAAGCCUGCGAUGAGCUGAAUGGAAUUGAACCUUUGACUGAAGAUGCUAUUGUGACCGGCUCCUACAAGAACAAGACCCUUUGUGCCAACCCAGAAGACACGUGUGACUUUGUUAGGGCUGCUCAUCUGGCCUCAACGCCCUUUCACGGGGUGGUAGCUCAGAGAGUCCCAGCUCCUGCUUUUUCACAGAGUGUCCUGAAGGAAGACUGUCCAGAAUCGAAUUGUGCACCUCUGAAUCAGGAAACGCCAGUUUGUGAAGGAGUGUACAGUGAAGCUCUUUGUGUAAAUAAACUGAGCCCGAUCAUGGAAGCAAGCCUGGAAGAUACUCGAUCGUCAGGUGGUUCUGUCUCCUCAGGAUCUUCUCUUUCCGGUGUUACACAAAUGUCUGCUAUUAAAUACCUGCACAUCCCCAAGAAACUGGAACUUGCUCAGAGCUUGCCUGCUGAAAUGGUUGCUGAUGCUGGAGGUGACGAUGUAACUCCGUUCUUGUGGAGCGCUGAGCAGCGUAAAAAGCUUUUAGAUCCUAUGCCAGAAUCACUGACUGCUUCUCCAGACUUUCGUUUGGAGACUGGCGCUCUGCCUGUCAUGGAGUGUCAAAAAGACGUUGAGCUAGGAAAUGAGACUUACUGUAUCAAAUGGGAGUACUGGACCAAUGAAGAAUACAAGAUGUUUUUUGCCAUUCCAGCUAACUUCCCCCAGUUGGAUGCGAAGGGAUUUGCAAUAAAGGUGUAUUCUCAGCCUGUGCCUUGGGAUUUUUAUAUCACACUUCAGUUACAGGAGCGUUUGAAUACUGACUUUGACCAAAGCUUCAGUGAGAACUGCAGCUGUUACCUGUAUAAAGAUGGCUGUGCCCUUUUGCACAGGGAUAUAAAUCGCUUCACGCUUGGGGAUGUUAUUCGUGGCCGUAAGUCCAUCACGGAGGAAGUUAUCCUGCUGGUUGUUUAUAAUCUUCUGGGUGUGGUAGAGAAGCUCCACAGAGCAGAGAUUGUCCAUGGAGAUCUGAGUCCGGAAGUGUUCUUUCUGGGAGACAGGAUCUGUGAUCCAUUUGCUAACGAUGAGAUGACAAGAGCUCUGAAGAUAGUGGAUUUCUCUCACAGCCUAGAUUUGAGAUUACAGUCUCGAGUAAGUUUGCCCAACAGCUUUCCAAUAUGUCAGACCCCUCAUGGACAACAGCUUCUGGCGAAAAGUUCUCUUCCUUACCAGGUAGACUUGGUUGGCAUUGCAGAUAUAGUCCAUUUGAUGCUGUUUGGGGAUCAUGUCCAGGUCUACCAAGAGAAUUCCAUCUGGAAAAUCAGCCAAAAUCUGUCAAAGACUGUUGACAGUGAUUUCUGGAGAAAACUUUUUGGGAGAAUUCUGAAUGCAGAUGGUGAGUCCACAGUGCCUCUGCUGAGGGACUUAAGAGAGGAAAUAAGUGACAUGUUUGACAGCUGUUUCCAAGAACGUCUUUGUGAAUUCUUGGCUGCACUGGGAGAAACUUUCCUCUCAGAGAACUUCCUGUGAUUUCAUAGAGGACAAAUACGUUUUGUAUUAUAGAGAGGAAUUUGUUGUUAAUGUUGUAUUGUUAUUUUUUUUCAAAUGUAAGCAUGAACACUGAUUGUAGCCGUUUCUGCAAUACUUCACACGGGAU
This is a messenger RNA of Opisthocomus hoazin, 3403 nucleotides long. NCBI's taxonomy places the organism in Eukaryota, Metazoa, Chordata, Aves, Opisthocomiformes, Opisthocomidae. The record is from RefSeq and is a predicted model, not a curated record.